Messenger RNA from Brassica napus (rape), 2579 nucleotides. RefSeq lists its product as uncharacterized. Lineage: Eukaryota; Viridiplantae; Streptophyta; Magnoliopsida; Brassicales; Brassicaceae. The record is from RefSeq and is a predicted model, not a curated record. Bases 851 to 2494 code for a protein of 547 amino acids. The transcript has 4 exons.
ACUGAAUUCAUAGACCAAGUUAAAAAAAGAAACUAGACUCAUAUCAAUGCAACAAAGACGAGAACGAAUGCACAAUUUUAUAAAGGUAAAAACUGAAAUCACUUAUGGGAAGUCAAUAGUAAACAAAACGAGAGUAGAAAACCGAAUCCCCUUUCGUUAUUAUUCAAUCGAUGUUGCCUAUUUGGUUUUGGUGAUUUGAAUCACCCACAAUAAUUAAUUUCUUUUUGUGCAUAUGAAAUCUUAAAAAUAAUUGAAAUAAUAUGUAAUACAUUAAUUCUUCAACAACAAUGAUAGAUUUAAGAGACCAACAUUUAUAUACGUCAUUUUAUAAUCGAUAAAAAUUGUAAUAUUGCAAAAUAUCAAAACUAUUUAAUAAAUAAACAUUAUUAUAAAAACUCACGCGGAUUAUUAUCUAGUGUACUUAACCCAAAACAUAUUUACAAAACAGUCUACCACUAUGGUUUGCUGUAUAACCGAAUGAAUGGGGGCCAGAUACCCUUCACUACUGCAAAUAAUAGUUCCCACUUCCCAGUUCUAUCACUACUGCAAAACUAAUUCCAUCCAAAUCCACAGUGUGCAGUUAGGAUUUUUCAAAAGAAACAAAAUAAAAACAAUUAUUAUUUAUUAUUAAUCAAAUACGUCCUCGUGCUUUACACCUGCUACCAACAAAAGCUUCCUGCAACCUUCCAAAUCUCCAAGACAGAGAGUCUUUUUAGCAUUCUGACAAAACUGUCUGUUUCCCGCCAUAGUAACCGACAAACUCUCCACACUCCCCGAGACAUCUCUCUUGAGAUUCCCCACUCUCUUCUUCCUUCUCCCAAAAGAUGCUACCUUUCCCCGUCGACACACAAUGGCCUCCCUCACUCCCGGAGUUCUCUCCAACCUCCUCGAACUCGCCGCCGGAAAAGUCAUUUCUUCUUCUUCUUCUCCGCCGUUGUUGUCUUCGCACCGUUUCCCGCUCCUCCAGGUGAUCGAGAUCGUCCCCUGUCUCUCCGACAACCAAUGGCGUAGCGAAAGAUUCUUCGUCAAAGUCUCCGACUCUCUCCACGCCGCUUACGUCGCCGUUUCCGCCGCUGACGACGCCGAUCUGAUACGCUCCGACGAGAUACAGCUAGGGCAGUUUGUUUACGUCCGCGGCGGUUUCCACGUGGAGAAAGGUUGUCCUGUUCCCGUCGUUCGUGGGCUUAAGCCGGUCUCGAAGCGGCGGACGUGCGUUGGAAACCCUAGCGAUCUCGUCUCUAGCGACCUGCUUCUUGAUUUUACUCCGGUCUCGGUUGAUACGACCAAGAAGAAGAGGAAUCUUGGUGGUGACACGAGGAGGUUGAGCUUGGACUCCGCGAGACGGAGCUGUUGGGAUCAUACUAGUCCUCCGGUGACUCGCCGCCGUGACGCAGCAUUGCUUCUUUCUUCUUCCCCACGUCUCAAACCCAAAUUGGUCUUGAGUGAUAAGAAUCUGCCAAAGAAUGAGUCUCCAUCAAAGCACCUUAACUGUGAAACCCCUACCUUAAGAAAUAGAAAUGUGGUUAAGCCUGCAUCACCUAUAUCCAUAGUCAAGUCUCCAAAAGAUGGUAUCAAGCCGUUGUCAAAGGCAGUGACUCCUACAGUUGCGUAUUAUAAGCUGCCUUCAAGUCACAGGACUUGGUCUGACCAGAGAAUCUCAUGGACCGGACUCCCCAAAACCAUUCAAGUUCUUGGAAAGGAAGUUUCAACAAAUAGACAAGUAGCAGUAAAGGCCGCAGUAAAAGCACUAGAGGAAGCAUCUACCAUGGAGUCUGUUCUGCUCAGUUUACAGUCCUUCGCUGAACUAUGUGACUCUUCUAAACAUUUAUCAGCGGGACAAGUUGUGCGACGGUUCUUGGACAUCUACCACAGUACACUGAACACAUGCAAAGCAAUCCAUCUGUUGCUUACUCAGAACAGAAACAACGGUUCUUGUAGAUCAGCAGCUAUGAAGAAUGCAGCAGCUUGGGUUCAAGACGCGGUAGUGACCGGUUUUUCCCAGUUCAAUUUAUUCAAAGAGCCUGGAAAGCAAGAUGAAGCUGCUUCUCCCAGAGACCAACAUCACUACAUUGUUAUUCAUAACUCCUCUGAGAAACUAAAUCCCAAGGAGACUACAAGUCCAAGAAACCAAUCUUACAAGGGUGUUAAACUUACUUCAACGAAACAUCGUUCUGUUUCUUCUGAAAGAAGCAACUUAGAAGGUAAAAACAGGUUAAAAGAGUCGUUGAGUUUAGCUGACGAGCUACUUCGAGUUUCAAGCCAAUGGUUCUUGAAGUAUUUGGAGAACUCUCUAAAGAAAGGGUCGUUCUUAGUGAAGAAGGAAGAAGCGAAUGGGAAAGAGUCACUGGUAGGCCACCUUAAAGCAGUAAACUGUUGGCUUGAUGAUCUGAUCUCAAACAGAGGUGAAGUCAGUGAGAAAGUCGAAGAUUUAAGAAAGAAGCUGCAACGGUUUCUACUUAGACAUAUAGAAUCUGCCAUUGGAGAAACAAUGUAACACAAUCCAUCAGGACUAUUUCAUUUGUUAGAAUUUAAUGUUAAAUUUGGAUUUAUUUAAUUUCAUAGUUGCAGAACUUUGAGAU